CCAACCACCACAUUUCUAGCCCUCGAGAAAUUGCGCAGCACGACAGCAGCUAUGGAUCUAAUAAACGGAUACCUACAUCGUGAUUCCCACACUGUCCUCUGCCAGCGCAUACCCACACCGAAGCUGUGCUCAACACGUGUACACGACUAUCAACGGCGCAGUCAAUAAACCUUCCCAAUCCUUUCGAUACAAUGCUCCUCAACGCUCAGACUCUGGCACUGGCCGCUCUUUUCUCGGCACUGGCUACCGGACGGCCUUUGGACUCGUCGAAGCCCCGCGAGAUCGUUCCACGCAACAAGAGCUAUUCGGUUGUCAACGUCGGUGGAGACGCCUCAACCCCGGUACCCGCAACAGCCACUUCAGUGAUCAAGACGACCAAGACAGUCGAAGUCGUCGGCCCGGCACAGACUGUCACCCAAGAAGUCACUGCGACUGUUGUCAAGCCCCAACCGGUGCCCGCAUCGACAUCUAGCUGCAGCUCGAGCAGCGUGUUGAAAUCGUCAUCGUCAUCGUCGACACCCACACCAGUCUCAUCGACUCCUACGCCAACGCCUACAUCAACAUCAUCCGUCAAGUCUACAUCAAGUCCUAGCCCGUCGGUCCCUUUGCCAACAUCAACUGCAACACCGACUAUCUCGAGCUUGUAUUCCAGCAGCAUCUCAACGCCCAUCUCAACGCCGAAGCCAAUCUUCGUCACGGUGACGCUGUCGCCAGACAACGGCCCCACGGAGUACUAUGAUGAUGGCAUGUGGCACACGCAUUACCGUGUGAAGACGUUUGAAGCCGCUGCAGCUGUCACUGCAGCCCCAUAGCUAGCUGCAUGGUUUUAGCUGCCCAGGCUUCUUUUGUGUUUUUGCGUUGGCGGCAGACUGGCUCCACCCG
This is a messenger RNA of Alternaria rosae, 882 nucleotides long. RefSeq lists its product as uncharacterized. The record is from RefSeq and is a predicted model, not a curated record. NCBI's taxonomy places the organism in Eukaryota, Fungi, Ascomycota, Dothideomycetes, Pleosporales, Pleosporaceae. The coding region runs from base 192 to 812 and encodes 206 amino acids. The transcript has a single exon.